GUACUCCGCCCCCUAAUUUUCCGAACAAGCUGGGAUGUGCCAAUUGUGCCAGCCCAACAGGCCGUGCAUCGUUACCACAAGACACUGAAUGAAUGGAACACUGUGGCAUGCAAAGCCGCCCCAUUGCUUGAUACACUCAUGCAGGUGAAAAUAAAGUCUCGGUCAUAUCAGUUCGAGAGUCGUCUCUGUUUGGUUCCAUACUUAUGUGUCUCAAUUCUUAGUAGCUGCUCCCGACCGAAACACUAUUCUAAAAAACAUACUUGGAAUUUAUGGACCGUCGCCAACAAUAAGACCCGGUACAUAUGAUCCAAGCGUCGAUCAGCACGGCGACUUGCCAGAACAGAAGUCCGACACAUCGUGUUCCUGUCCGCAGUAAUUGCUCAACUCGUUAUUGAGGAUACGGCAAGAGAAGACAUGUACCCCGAACACCGCCAGUUCCAACCGCCGUAUAUUUGAUCAAAUGCUCUUGAAGAUACCGAAGCAGGAGGGAGGCAACAAGCUACCACCCGAACGUGUUCACCUGCGAUUUUGAGUGAAUAAUCUCCCCGUAAACG
Periconia digitata is the source of this 554-nucleotide messenger RNA. The record is from the annotation of a GenBank genome assembly. NCBI's taxonomy places the organism in Eukaryota, Fungi, Ascomycota, Dothideomycetes, Pleosporales, Periconiaceae.